Messenger RNA from Morchella importuna, 402 nucleotides. RefSeq lists its product as uncharacterized. Lineage: Eukaryota; Fungi; Ascomycota; Pezizomycetes; Pezizales; Morchellaceae. Bases 1 to 402 code for a protein of 133 amino acids. The record is from RefSeq and is a predicted model, not a curated record. The transcript has 2 exons.
AUGUCUACCUUUACAAUCGAUCAAGAAUCUUCAACCUCAAACAUGAUUCACAUGCAAUCCUCUGGAAUGGCCAAAACGGCACCUCCAGCUCCGUGGUACUGUCCUAAUUGUGGUUUCGGGCCUCUCAACCCUUGCAUUGAUGUUGGUUGCCCGGACUGUGGGUUCACUCCUGGCAGGGAUGGAAAAACCGAGCAAUUACACUGCUCAGACCAAACUACACCAACCUCAUUUGCUCCAACAACUUUUACACCUACUCCAGUGGAAGUCCUAAAUGUGUCGCAAACCGACCCGAAAUGUUGGAUGUCCUCAGAGUUGGGGGCAUCGCAACAGUACUCUGAGUCAUUCCUCCACGACUCCCACGAUGGGUCCGAGACUCUAAGAAACUUUCCAUACUUCAACUAG